Molecule: messenger RNA, 1089 nt
Organism: Neospora caninum
Lineage: Eukaryota; Apicomplexa; Conoidasida; Eucoccidiorida; Sarcocystidae
Product: srs domain-containing protein
Exons: 1
Coding region: 1-1089 (362 amino acids)
Cellular component (GO): membrane
Source: RefSeq, a predicted model, not a curated record
AUGGCCGUUUGCUUAGGAGGAGUUUUGUUGAUUUCAGGCCGGGAAGUCUUCGGAAGCGGGCAGAGUGGAGGCAGCCUUCGUCGGAAUUUGGCGUCACAGGCAGCUGGCCCCCAGACUCAAACAGAUGUCACGACUGGAGUUGCAACUUGUAAUGUUACGAGCGGAGGCGUGGGCGCACCAGCUACCGCGACAUUGACUUUCUCGCAGGGUUCCCUCACAGGUACCUUACAGUGUUUGGGUGAGACAAACAAAGCAGUGCCCGAAAAUCUUCAGACCGUCUGCGAUGGAUAUACUGCCACCGCGACGCUACUAGAAGCGGAUACCUCUAGCUGCCAGAUUGGCUCUCAUAAAUUGGGCAACAAGGUGACGCUGGGCAGCAUCCUCGGAACAACUCCCGAGGUGAAGUGGACUCGAAUAGGGGAAGAGGAGCAUAACAGCCAAGUGUGGAGACUCCAGCUAGCAGAAACAGACCUUCCCCUGGCAGACAAAACAUUUUUCGUGGGCUGUCAAAAAGGGGCGUCAACCGACCCGUCAUGUAAAGUGACCGUGAACGUGAAUGCCCGACCCUCGGCGGUUGACGACACCAACGUUGUCACCUGCGCAUACGGCAAAGACAGCAACCAGAAAGCCGUGGAAGUGGAGAUGUCACAAGACAAAAACACUCUCACCAUUGACUGUGGGAAGGACGGAUCUAUGCAGCCUGCUGAAUUCACAUCUCAGUACUGCUCCCCCGAGGGAGACACGUUGGAGGAAUGCUCCAAGGCGAACUACUCUGAUAUUCUUCCCACUUUUGAAACCAGCUGGUGGACCGAAGCGGAGAACGACAGUUCCCCGGCUGUGUUGACCAUCCCGAAGGCCGACUUCCCAGGUGAAGACCAGCGCCUCCUUCUAGGGUGCGCUCCCAAAACAACAGCUGCGCAAAAUGCUACAAAGGGAUCCAGUCAGUCUGAGUCGGUGAAAACAUCCUGUCGGGUUGUUGUUACUGUCAAGGCGGCGAGCUCGGCCUCGUCUGCAUCAUUCACCUCGCAAACUGUAGCUGCGACCGCUGGAGCAACUGUUCUACCAGCGCUGUUGGCUGGUUCGUUCUAA